This is a messenger RNA of Ornithodoros turicata, 997 nucleotides long. RefSeq names its product E3 ubiquitin-protein ligase MARCHF2-like. The record is from RefSeq and is a predicted model, not a curated record. The coding region runs from base 1 to 912 and encodes 303 amino acids. Gene Ontology annotation, molecular function: ubiquitin-protein transferase activity; zinc ion binding. Gene Ontology annotation, biological process: protein ubiquitination. NCBI's taxonomy places the organism in Eukaryota, Metazoa, Arthropoda, Arachnida, Ixodida, Argasidae. The transcript has 6 exons.
AUGUGGGUGGAGCCAGUAAAGAGUUGCGCCACGAGGUCAAGGGCAGAAAUUGUGAGGAAGAGGAAUAAAAAGGAAGAAGGUGAAGUUGGUGAAGUUACGGAUAACGAGCACUGCUCCGAGGACGAAAAAGAAGGUGAAGUUACGGUUCACGAGUACCCAUUGGUUCGUUGGAACAUUGAAUCAGUAAAGAGCGAAGAGAUGGCAGAGAAAAAGGAAGAGACUAGUCAGAUUGACGACCAAGUGUGCCGAGUAUGUUUCUCAUCAGCCGAGCAUGAACCACUUUACGCACCGUGCCACUGCAAAGGCUCCAUCGGACUCAUCCACAAGAGCUGCCUGGAGAGGUGGUUGAAGGUUCGAAGCACGAGGACAUGCAAUGUGUGCGGUUUCGAGUUUAAAGUUGUCAAGAAGAACAUGCCUCUACGGAUGUUCUUCGCCGAGACUGAACACCGCGAACACCUGAUCCUGAUGGCUAUUCACCUGAUCUGCCUCGUGGGAGACGUCAUGGUGCUGACGUUCGGCUGGUUGUUUGGAACGGAGUUCAUACAUGGUCGUAGCUGGUUCAUCCAUGUGCUCGUCUUGUCCGCCUUACUUCUGCAGAGCUCCUUCUGGGCCAUCGUUGCCUUUGCGCGGUUUGGGGUAUGCGUGGAACCCAUUGUACGAUGGCGCAGGCGCACAGGCGCGAUUCAGGUCGUUAUAAACGCUGACGAUGGACCGCCGCCUGUUGUCUCACAAGCCCCUGCCUCACCUUCGCAACAAGACAACGUUACAAGAAUAGGGCCAAGGGCAUCGUCAGAAGGCGUAUCUAGGCAAGAGACGAAAGAGGAGGAUAAGGAGGCAAGACAGGUUCCCUCUGGCGGAGCUACCUCUGCUGUCGUCCACAAGAUCCGGAGGAGUGCCAGCAGUUCCUUUUGACAGUUCACUAGUAACUGACUAGGUACUAUAUCGUUCGGUGCUAUUAAAGCACACGCUAAUAAACUGAAUUAAUAAUCGCUCAGCA